This is a messenger RNA of Acanthochromis polyacanthus (spiny chromis), 1984 nucleotides long. RefSeq names its product keratin, type I cytoskeletal 19-like. Gene Ontology annotation, molecular function: structural molecule activity. The transcript has 8 exons. Lineage: Eukaryota; Metazoa; Chordata; Actinopteri; Pomacentridae. The coding region runs from base 107 to 1390 and encodes 427 amino acids. The record is from RefSeq and is a predicted model, not a curated record.
CCUGUCGGGCUGUUCCGCCUCCAGCAGGAAGGAGGGUAUAAAAACGCAUCGUCCGGGCUCCAUCCGUACCAGCGUCUCCGCACCUCACAGCACAACAGAAGCCACCAUGUCCUCCUACAGGCAAGUCUCCCGGUCCUCCGCCUUCUCCCAGUCCUCCGUCCCCGUAACUUCCACCUACCGGCGCGGCAGCAGCAGCGUCUAUGGCGGGGCUGGAAACAAAGACGUCAAGGUGUCGUACGCUUCCAACGGCAUCGGCUCCGGCUUCAACCUGGCCAGUGCGUUCGGUGGCACCGACAGCAGCCUGUCCGUGUCCGGCAACGAGAAGGUGACCAUGCAGAACUUGAACGACCGCCUGGCCGCCUACCUGGAGAAGGUGCGCACCCUGGAGUCCGCCAAUGCCAAGCUGGAGCUGCAGAUCCGGGAGUGGUACGAGAAGCAGACCCCCGCAGUGAGGGACUACAGCAAGUACCUGGUGAUCAUCGAGGACCUGCGCAACAAGAUCGGCGUUGCCACACAGGACAAUGCCAGGCUGAUGCUGCAGAUUGACAAUGCCAGACUGGCAGCAGAGGACUUUAGAAUCAAGUUCGAGAACGAAAUGGCAGUACGCAUGUCAGUGGAGUCGGACAUCGCUGGGCUGCGUAAGGUCCUGGAUGACCUGACAGUGGCACGAUCCGACCUGGAGAUGCAGGUGGAGGGCCUGAAGGAGGAGCUGAUUUACCUGAAGAAGAACCAUGCUGAGGAACUCGCAGCCCUGCGUGCCCUAGUCACCGCCAGCUCAGUAAACGUUGAGGUGGACGCCAAGCCUCAGGAGGACCUGAACAGAACCCUGGAUGAGAUCAGAGCUCAGUAUGAGCACAUUGCUGACAAGAACCGCCGCGAAAUGGAGGACUGGUACAAGGUCAAGUUUGACGACCUGAGUAAGGAGAUGGCAAGCAGCACAGAGACUCUCCAGACCUCCAGGACUGAGAUCAAUGACCUGAAGAGGACCCUGCAGGGACUUCAGAUUGAGCUUCAGUCCCAGCUCAGCCUGAAAUCUGCCUUGGAGGGCACGCUGACGGAGACUGAGGCCCGAUACAGCCUGCAGCUCCAGCAGCUCCAGGCUAUGGUCGACAGCCUGGAGGAUGAGCUGAGCCAGGUCAGGGCUGACAUCAAGAGGCAGUCCAGCGAGUACCAGCUGCUGCUUGACAUCAAGACCAGGCUGGAGCUGGAGAUCGCAGAAUACAGAAGACUGCUGGAUGGAGAGGAUGUCCAGAGGACCGUUGUAACGGUGAAAGAGGAGAAACGCAAACCAGUCAUAACUCAGAGGACAAAGGUGAUUGUUGAGGAGAUCGUUGAUGGAAAAGUGGUGUCCCACACAGAAGAUGUGGACACAGCAGUCAUCAGCAAGUAGACGGAUUAGUUCCCAACACAUCUGGAUCGAAUAUCUGGACUUGUAAACCUAGUCUAAAACUAACCAGGAUGAGAGUUUGUAAUGCAUUCUCUCCCACACAUUUGUACGACAUUUGGGGAAAAUAAUUACUUUGACUUACUAUCAAAAAAAGUACAUACAUUGUGAAACCAGUUAUAUAUUGUGCCUCAAUGAUCACAUUCAUUCCAUCCUGCUUCAUGCAGUACCACUUUUACACAUUAGGUGGAGGCACUGAGAAACCUAUUGUUAAUAACUUUAAAUGGAGUGAAGUAAUAAAAGAAAAGAUAACAUCCAGAACCAUUUUUUAAACAUUUUCUUUUGUCCAUGUCUGUGUUAAAGCUUACUGAAAACUGCAUUUUAUUGUAAUAUUUUUCUCAUUUUAAUAAGCUGUUACAUGUAACCAUUUAAAAGAGAGAAUUGUCAAAUUACAAAUGAGACCUUUAUCAGGAUGUCUGCUUGUCUUUGUGAUGCAAGUGUUUGUGUAAAUUAACCAACACCUCCCAUAAACUUUGACAUCUUUGAAUCUUUGCUUUUGAUUUUCUGAAAAGAAUAAAUGUUUGCCUUCUUCUCUAUGAA